UUUCCAUGGUCAUUCUUCCAGAGGAGUUCAUUCUUCUAUAGUUGAGCAUAAGCAUUUGAGGUACCUUGACCUGUCUUGUUGUAGUUUUGAUGAAGGAAAAGAUGUGUCCAUCAAUCAACUUUACAAUUUACAGACGUUAGUACUUAAUAGAUGCAGAAAUGUUAAUAGGACUCUUGUAGGCAUAGGGUCUCUGAAGAUUUUAAGGCACCUAGAUCUCUCGUAUUCGGAUGUUAAAGUGCUUGAUGAUUCUGUCGUUCAGCUUACUAAUUUGCAGACAUUGGAUCUAAGUUUCUGCAGCAAAUUAGUAUUCUUACCCCAAAAUAUUGGGUCUUUGAGAGAUCUAAGAGAGUUGGAAUUCAAAUACUGUUGGAAUUUAAAAGUUUUACCCAGAGAAUUUGAAAAAUUGACCCGAUUGAGAUGCCUAAAUUUGUCAAAAACUAAGAUUGAAGAAGUAUUAUGCAUCAACAACCUUUGCAAUUUGGAGUUACUCGAUUUUGGAAGGAACUGUAAGCUUCCCAGAGAAAUAAAAAUUUGCCAAAAUUGAGAAUUUUUAAACAUCGGAGAGGGAACGAAGAUGAUACGCCUAGAGGUAUGGAAACUCUAACCAGUCUUGAAGUGUUAGAUCGUUAUGUGGUGAGGAAGAGAUUAACCACCUCUUGCAGUGGCGCUGGUCGCAGUGGGAUCGAAGAAUUAACCAAACUAAAUUCUCUACAAGAGUUGGAGGUUUUCGAUCUGCAAUUUGUGAGAGGUGGUAUUGAUGCGGAGAGAGCAAAGCUAAAAGAUAAAACAAACCUCCGUCGUUUGUUUCUAGUAUGGGGGUCCGAUGAUCACGAGGAUGAAAUGGUGUUAGAGGGUCUCGAACCUAACCCUAAUUUGAGAGACUUUUUGGGAGUAUUUUCUUUUUCGGGUACAAAGCUGCCGAAAUGGAUGGGUUCAUCCAACUUCCUUCCGAAUUUAGUGGAAAUACACCUUUUCCGUUGCAAUAAUUGUGAGAAGAUACCAGCGCUGGGUAUGCUCCCAUGUCUUAAGGUUCUAUAUAUUUCGGGAAUGAAGUCAGUUAAGUGUUUGGGUGAAGAGUUUUAUUGCCAGCUAGAAGAAGAAGAAAGAAUCAUCAGCAAUGGUAGUGGUAGUGCUGCAAAUGCUACUACAGUAUCAUUAUUUCCUUCUUUGAUUAGUUUGACAUUGUUAUCUAUGGAAAAUCUAGAAGAAUGGGUUGCCCUUCCUGCGAUUUAUAAUUCAUUUCCUUCCCUUGAAAAGCUAUAUAUCAAAGAAUGCCCAAAUCUGAGAAGCACACCAAAAUCAUUUUCCUUUCUCAAGGAAUUGGAUUUAUUCUUGUUCGACAAGGGAGUAACCUCAAUCUUUACUACCGGAGGACUUACUUCUCUCACAACCAUUCAUAUAAAAACUUAUAGAAACCUAUAUAUCCCACUAGGCAUACUUCUCCAAAACAUUACUCCGAAUCUUCAAAUACUAUUUAUGUGGAAAUGUUAUGUGUUCCAAGGUUUUGUUGGAGAUGAUGAUCUAAGUAACUACAACAACAAGGAUGGUGAUGAUGAUGAGGAGGAAGCCAUUCAAUCUUUUUCAUGUCCUGAAAUUAAUUGCAACUCCAACAAUACAAGCAAUUCUCUCCGCACAAUAUAUUUUGAGAAAUGUCAUGUUUUAACCUUACUCCCGGAUUUACGAUCGUUCACUUCUCUCCGGGAAUUGACUAUCCUCAAGUGCAGCAAAUUGAAGGAGUCAAUACCUUAUGAUCUGAAGACUCUUACCUUUCUUAAAAGGUUGGAAUUUGAUUUUAUUCAAAGCGAAUAUGAGCAUCCAGAAUAUCCAGCUGAUGAUAAAUCAUUCCGUAUCAAAAACAGGUGGUGGCCUGCAAGUAACAAGAAUCAAGAAGGUUCUUAAGAUUUGUCCAUGGCAGAGUGGUAUCAAUGAAUCCAACUUCUUCUCAUCGUUCCGUCUACAAAUGAUGACAUCCGAGAGUUCAAAUGAUCACUCUUGUAAUAUUUUCUAGGAUUUUGUUUAGACUUCUUUCUUGCCUCUGCAAAUGUGGUGCCAACCUAGUUGGGAUGACAAUCACCAUGAUCAUGCUCAUAUGCUGAAGUCUUUGUGUAUCUUUUAUCUCUAUCGUUUGUUGGUGUGUCUGUUUUCUUUUGGCUCUGGAGCUUCCAUGUUUGCGGAAUUUUAAGUACAUGA
Messenger RNA from Papaver somniferum (opium poppy), 2190 nucleotides. Its product is annotated as putative disease resistance RPP13-like protein 1. The coding region runs from base 592 to 1899 and encodes 435 amino acids. The transcript is spliced from 2 exons. Lineage: Eukaryota; Viridiplantae; Streptophyta; Magnoliopsida; Ranunculales; Papaveraceae. The record is from RefSeq and is a predicted model, not a curated record.